CCCGAAGUGAUACGAACUUAUUUUCCUGUUCUCUAGUCACCAGUUAAGUUAGCUACUGCGUAGCAGCUACAUGCGCAAGGUGUUUAACAAAAUUGGCGUCACGAAAAAUAAUCGAGCUGCGGACGAAGCGCGUCAGCAAAUGCUAGCGAGAGACCCGCCGGAGAUCUCAUGGGAGAACACGCUCGGCUCGCCCCACGGCGUGCCCUUCGACGACGACACAAAGGAGUUGCUGAAGAAGUGUCUCAACGUCUCCGUGCCGCCACCGACCAGCGUGGCGGAACUAAUCAGACGAAGCAAUACGUUUCCCGUGAAAUUCCCAAUUAACACCGUAAGAUGCGCCGCAUUGAAGGACAGGGGAAUCAGUUCAGAUACCAUCGAGUUAAACGCAAAUUCGGUAUAUCCGCUGAUACACGAAGCGAUGUUGCCUUUGAUUGCCCGAUGGCUGAAACAUAAGCGAUUGUACGGUAGCCCUGUUGAAAAAGUCAUGUAUGCGGACAUGGGCCUCGUCCAAUUUAUCCAUCGCCUGCUGGAUAAGAGGGCAGCCUCCUUUUGCGGUCCCAACGAUCGAUGGAAAUUACUCGAUAACAAGAGCGGCUUUGAUGGAUGGGAGAGUGUCGGUACCGAUCAUGAGAAGGAACCAUUGGUCCUAGCAAAAUGCUUGAGCUACGACGAGAUCAAAUUGUCGGCAAUGAUGGUGGUGUCAUCUCAUACGGAGUUCAUAAACGACGGCUCGCGAAAUAAUAGAGGUAUCGUGAGCAGUGACCCAGACGCCGUCCAACCCAGAGGGGUUAUUAUGGGUGUCAUAGGCACAAGAUUCGAGAGGCCCCGAUUUAUGGAGUAUCAGGACAUCGUCGUCUCGCCGCAACAGAACAACAUGGAUAACGGGUACGGAUCCGCGAUGGAUAGCACAUUCGACGAAAAACGUGGGAUGCGUGUUUUAUGGGCCAAAUUUUAUGGCGAGAAUUAUCAUCCACUCUACGAUGAAACCACGAAACGCAUGAAAUCAAAAGAGAACAGGCGAUAUGUGUCUUUAGGCAAUCAGAUGAUCUUCGAUAUCGAGAAUUACAUGAAGAGAACUUUGCUCUCGGUAGAAAUAAUACUGCUCGAGGCGAACAGCCGCGCCGAAAAACAAAACACAACCGCUUUCUUGCACGUGGUUGGCUUCGGCCUCGGUGUCUGGAAAAUAAUUGAGAAUCAGGAAGUCUAUUUCCUGAAAACAUUCGAAAUUGCUAUUAGGAAGAUGAACAAGAAACUCAAAUACGUUUCGGACAUCAUGUUCGCUUAUUUCCGGCAACAGAAAUGCGGCGGCGCGGGAAACGGCGAUUAUCUGGGUGAUAUAAAGAUACAUUUUGCUCUGAGAGAACCGCACAGCAGACUGUACCGAGCCAACGACGCGAGUAAACUUCUCGUUGUAACUUACGCUUGGGAUGGAAAUACAUUACCAGGGAAUGAAUUCUGGGUAGGAAGUUUAGAAUCUAGUGGCGAUCCAGCGGCAGCGUGCAGCACUCAAAUAGCCGAGCUGCAUAAUUCCAAAAUCAAUCCACGCGCGUGCGGCUCCAGCUUGCACGUCGCGUCCGCGGAGCACGGAAUUCUGCACAUAUCGGAUUAUGCGAAGCUCCACCUUACUUAGGUAACCCCCGAUAAGCGCCCCCCCUCUAUCGACACGCUGGUCUUCCUUGCUGAAUGAAGUUCGAUUUUGUGAUCAUAACCACGUGUGGAACAUAUGAACGAUGUUGCCUUUGUAUUGUCAAUGCGGCAACGCACAUUAUUUAAUCGAGAGAUCUCUUUUUUCUUAUCUUUGUAUUCAUUACCAGAAGUAUAAUAGAAUUAUUGAUAAUACAUUGCAUGUACUUACCAAGAGGCAUUUGAUUGCCGAAAAAAUUGAACUAUUCAACGAAAAGUUA
Messenger RNA from Temnothorax curvispinosus, 1904 nucleotides. RefSeq lists its product as uncharacterized. The transcript is spliced from 9 exons. Lineage: Eukaryota; Metazoa; Arthropoda; Insecta; Hymenoptera; Formicidae. The coding region runs from base 71 to 1630 and encodes 519 amino acids. The record is from RefSeq and is a predicted model, not a curated record.